This is a messenger RNA of Auanema sp. JU1783, 273 nucleotides long. Lineage: Eukaryota; Metazoa; Nematoda; Chromadorea; Rhabditida; Rhabditidae. The record is from the annotation of a GenBank genome assembly.
AUGAAGAAGAAAGUGAAAAACGCAAAUAUGGUCAAAGAGAUAAGAUUGUGCUGGCAAUGUGCUCUGAUGUUUGUCAUCUACACAGUAUCAUGGGUUUUCUACAUGUUCAUCCCUCAAGAAUCGCCUGAAUGGAGAAUGGUUCAUUCAUUGAUUACUGUCUUGGUUAUGGGAGGUGAUGCGUUGGUGUAUUUGCUGUUGAAUAAAGAGAUGAAAUCUCAGCUACCACCAGCGAAGGAAUGGUUUUCAAUUUGUUUUCCUCGAUAUGCAGGUUGA